Molecule: messenger RNA, 6402 nt
Organism: Fundulus heteroclitus (mummichog)
Lineage: Eukaryota; Metazoa; Chordata; Actinopteri; Cyprinodontiformes; Fundulidae
Gene: thsd7ba
Product: thrombospondin, type I, domain containing 7Ba
Exons: 30
Coding region: 633-5561 (1642 amino acids)
Biological process (GO): actin cytoskeleton organization
Cellular component (GO): plasma membrane
Source: RefSeq, a predicted model, not a curated record
AUCCCCUUCCUUCAGUGUGUCGGUGCGCUGUGUGAGCGCAUCGCUAUCACUGCUCCCUCCUCUCAGUCUGCGCUCCUCUCUCCUUUCUCCACGGCCUGUCUCUUGGCUUUCUCUCAGAUUUUUUUCUUCUUUUUUUUUAAUCGCCUCAUCUUUCUGCCGUCCAUCUCCACCCCUCCUGCUCUUCUUUUUUUUUUCUUCCUCUCCUCCCGUGUGAUUCUUGCCCUACAGGGGAGAGAUAGGAUCUGUUACACAGCGCAGCAGGUUCACCAAGAACACAGACCCUUUACAGCUGCCCAUGCUGGUUGGACCAUCCCCAGUCGGUACUUGAGCGAGUGGGCGCGCUUGACAGAGUUAGCACCUCGAAGGUGCUUGCUGCUGCAGGAGGUGUGACAAAGUCCCAGCCCACCACACAUUGAUUCGUACCAGAUUAAGCUAUUGCACGAUGCUGCAAGCAGAAGGCUCGGCACAGGCGAUUUACCGCUCCCGCCAGACCUAACAUCUUCAGACGCCUCCUCUCUGUUCGGCUAAAACCUUCUUGGGAAGGACUGCCCAGAGUCAUCUGCAACUCUACUAACGAAAUCACCCAAAGGGAUGACUGGAGGUCCCCCUACAAAGGAGUAAGAGAGGCAGCAAUGGGCUGGACUAUGACUCUGAAAGAUGACUUUGGGGUCAGCGCCUGGACACGGCACUCUGGGAACUUCCUCAGCCUCCUCCUCCUCUGCUUGUCUCUCUUUUCCAUUCCAGCCCACUCUGACAUUGUGCUUCCCAAAGCCCAUCAUUUCUCAUGGAAAGCAGGCUCAUGGGGUCAGUGUAUCGGCGAAGUGUGUGGCUCUGGUGGGUUCCAGACAAGGACGAUAUGGUGCAUCCACACGGAGGGUUGGACCACCCAUCACUCGCACUGCCAGCAUGUGGAAAAGCCAGAAAGCAAAAGGCAAUGCUUUAAGGUCUGCGACUGGCACCAAGAUCUCUUUGAAUGGGAGAUUUCUGACUGGGGGGACUGCGUUCUUGUUCCUUUCUUUUCCAAUGAACUCAAGGUGAGGACGGCUGAGUGCGUCACAGCACAGCAUGGUAUUCAGAGGCGCAACAUCCACUGUGUUCGCACUUCGAAUCGAAGCACCGUCAGCAUAAGGAUAUGCGAGUUCUUUUCCCAGAAGCCACCUGUGGAGCAGGCGUGCCUCAUCCCCUGCCCUCAGGACUGUGUUGUUUCAGACUUUACCUCAUGGUCGAGUUGCAGCAAAACCUGCAGUGCUGGACUCCAGCAUCGGACUAGACAUGUCCUUGCAGCACCAAUGUACGGAGGAGCUAACUGCCCUAAUCUAACCGAGACCAGGACUUGUACUAACUCUGUUGACUGCCCUGUUGCAGAGGAUGAGUACCAGUAUAGCCUUAAAGUUGGGGCGUGGAGUAAGUGCCGACUACCCCAUAACAAGGAUUCUCUCCUAAAUGGAAGGACCACAGUGAACUUUGGAGUUAGCUCAAACGAGAACAACUCUAUCACGCUACACACCUUGGAUCCUCACCCCCAGUUCCGUCACCACCACCGCCAACAUGCUCUUGUGCAUGUAAGAUACCCCAUGUCGUGGGAAGUGGAGGUGGGAUAUCAGACACGACAUGUGCGCUGUGCAAGAAAUGAUGGCAAGAACGUCAUGCUGAGUCUAUGUACCAAGGACAACUCCCCCCUGACCUUCCAGGCAUGUGUGAUGCCCAAAGACUGUCAAACCUCUGACUGGUCAUCGUGGAGUUCCUGCUCAAAGACCUGCCGAUCCACCGAUCUGUCUCCUGGGUAUCGCGUGCGAACACGGGUCAUGACACAAAUCCCACAUGGAGGAGGGAAACAAUGUCCUGCUCUUGAGGAAAAGGAAGCCUGCAACAUCAUUGGAGAUUUACUUCCAAAAUGUCCCAGGUACACGUGGAGGACCACUGACUGGGGUGAAUGCCACAUCCGACCCUUACUGGGCCAGCAGGAUCGACGGCGGGCUAACAUCAGUAAGCUGUGCGGGGGUGGGGUCCAGACCAGGAAGACCUACUGUGUUCAAGUCCCCGAUGAUUCAGCAGCACAUUACAGGAAGGAAGUGUCCAGGCCUGUGAAUGCUUGGCUGUGUGAUGGGGAUGAUCCUCCAUUGGCUGUUCAGAACUGCUCUAUUCCUUGCCAGUAUCGGUGUUUGCUCUCCCAGUGGUCACCCUGGAGUGCCUGCCUCCAUGAAAACUGCAAAGAACCUCAAGGGAAGAAAGGUUUCAGACAAAGGAAGAGAGAGGUGUUGUGGGAGUCCAGUAAUACUCUGGGGACUUGCCCUCAUCUGAUGGAGUUCAUCCCCUGUGAGGAUCCUGCCUGCUACCUGUGGCGAAUCCAACAAAAAGAAAAAUGCAUUCCCACCAAUAGCUCCUGUGGUCCCGGAACUGCAGUGCAGAAUGUGACCUGUGUCAACACUGAAGGGGGGGAUGUGCCUGCCACCCACUGUGUCGAUGACCCUCCACCCACUGAGGAGGCCUGUGAUGUUGCCUGUUCAGCCGACUGCGUGGUGGGCUCCUGGUCCCCCUGGUCUUCCUGCUCACACAGCUGUGCCACGAAGACCGCAGAGGGCAAGCAGAGCCGCACUCGCACAGUGUUAGCCAUUCCAGGAAAAGAUGGUAAAGCAUGCCCAGCAGCCCCAGCCCUAGAGGAAUGGCGAGUCUGCAAUGACCAUCCUUGCAAUGUAUUUUAUUGGGAAGCCUCAGAAUGGGGUCUCUGUACUGAGGAUACCUCUGCACAAAUCAAUGAAAGUAGCUCCUGGAAUGGGACUUCUUCCUGUCCUGUUGGUGUCCAGACCCGUAACGUCACUUGCAUGAAGAUGAAUGCUGGUCCAGUCAUAAAUAAAAGGUGUUUAGAUUCUUCUCGCCCAGAAACAAACCGACCGUGCUCUCUGCCCUGCAAGAAGGACUGUGUAGUGACCCCCUUCAGUGAAUGGACAGCAUGCCCAACAUCUUGUCUCCCAGAUAAUUCCACUGCUGCCAUGCAAUCUCGGUACAGAAUCAUCAUUCAGACGGCUUCUAAUGGAGGUCAAGAGUGUCCUGACACCGUGUACGAAGAACGGGAGUGUGACUCAGUUCGUGUAUGUCCAAUGUAUAGGUGGAGGAUCCACAAGUGGCACAGUUGUAGUCUGGUGCCUGAUUCUGUUAGACGGGGAUUAUCCGGAUCAGGAGAAGCCUGUGGAAAUGGUUUAGAAACAAGAGGAAUCAGUUGUGCUGGAGAGGACGGCGAGCCGGCCAACAUGACAGAGUGCCUGCAAUGGGCUGGCCCCUUUCCCUCUCAGAUUAGAGAGUGCCGGGUGCCAUGCAAGGAUGACUGCACCCUAACUGCUUGGUCCAAGUUCUCUGAAUGUGCCGGAUGCGGCAGCUCACGUACUCGCAGGCGUUCCCUCGUAGGCCGUAGCAAAAAGAAGGAGCGUUGCCUGAACGAGGACUGGUACCCGUUGGAAGAGAACGAGACUUGUCCCUGUAAUCAGUUCUUGUCUCAGCCUUUUGGGAAUUGGUCUGCGUGCAUCCUUCCGAACCCUCCAGUUUUCAAGUCGCUGCAGGGCUGGAUGAGGCACCGGGAGGUAAAGGAGUGUGGCCAGGGUCUUCGUUAUAGAGCUGUGGCCUGCAUUGACCAGCGGGGACACCUGAUUAACCCCACACUCUGCACAGACUCAGGCUACAUCGUAGAGGUUUGUCAUAUCCCUUGCCCCCUCGACUGUAAGCUCAGCGAAUGGUCUUCUUGGUCAGCAUGCAGUUCCUCCUGUGGCAGUGGGCUGAAAACCAGGUCUAAGUGGCUCAGGGAGAAGGCCUUUAAUGGUGGACGCCCAUGCCCUAAACUGGAUUUAAAGAACCAGGCUCAGGUGUACGAGGCUGUGCCAUGCAACAGGGAGUGCGGCCAGUAUGAGUGGCGGAUCGAGCCCUGGUCCAUUUGCACCAUCAACACUGUGGACGACCUGCCAGCCUGCGGAGAGGGAGUCCAGAGCCGCAAGAUCAGGUGUGUGAUGAAGGGAGCAGCGAGUGGGGAGGAAGGCAGCGCCGACGUCAGUCUGUGUGAUCAGGAGGAAAUGCCUCCCAGGGCCCAGGUUUGCCAUUUAGCCUGCCCUAAUGACUGUGUUGUGGCAGCCUGGGGAGCAUGGAGCCACUGCCCUCCGCAGUGCGACCCAGGCAGCGCACGGAACAGAAGCAGACACGUCCUCCGCCUCCCUGCCUCGGAGAAAGCAGCCUGUCCAGAGCUGGUCCAGUCAGAACCUUGUCUUCUCAACAGUACCUGCUUCACAUACCAGUACAGAGUCUCAGACUGGAGUACCUGCCAGCUGAGUGAAAGUGCCAUCUGUGGUCAGGGUUCACGGUCGCGUCUCCUGGACUGUGUGCGGAGUGAUGGCAAAACCGUGGAGUUGCAGAAGUGCCAGCAGUUCGGUUUGAUCAACAAGUUGCAGCUGCUGGAGAGCUGCGUGGUUGACUGUCCUGUUAGCUGCAUCCUCGCCGACUGGUCGCCGUGGGCGGAUUGCUCGCACACCUGCGGGACUCAAGGUCACUCUGUACGCACCCGGAGAAUCCUUCAGGAGGCUCACGAGGAAGGUCGCCCCUGUCCCAGCCAGCUCACCCAGACUAAACCGUGCUCCAUAAGGCCUUGCUAUUUGUGGCUGUUGAAUGACUGGUCUCCAUGCACUGUAGAGGGUGCAAAGUGUGGUGAGGGGGUUCGGAGAAGAAACCUGUCGUGCGUCGUCCACUGGGGGAACCUGCACGAGUCUCCUCCUCCCCAGCCUGUAGACAGAGCCUUCUGUGGAGAUGUGCUGAGGAAGCAUCUCCAGCAGGAAAUGGAGCAGCCCUGCUUCGUCCCCUGCCCAGGUGAUUGCCAUUUGACAGAGUGGUCCACUUGGAGCUCCUGCCAGCUGACCUGCCUGGAGGGCCGCAGUUUUGAGUCCACCGGUCGCCAAGCACGCUCCAGAGCCGUCAUCAUCCAAGCCAUGGAGAACCAAGGCAGUUGCCCGCAUCAGAGCUUUGAGACCCAGCCUUGUAAAGGAGGAAAAUGCCACACUUACCAGUGGAAAACAGGAGGGUGGACCAACAACAAGAGGGCAGUGUGGUGUCAGCGCUCAGACGGUGUUAAUGUGACAGGGGGGUGUUUCCCGCAGAAAAGGCCCACUACCCUUCGACACUGCCAUCCUCCGUGCACAAAACCCUUCUCACACUGCACGCCGAGUGGAGUGUGUGGGUGUGAGAAGGGCUACACUGAAGUGAUGACCUCUCACGGCUUCUUGGACUACUGCACCAGAACGCCGGGGGUGGACAUCAACAAGAAAGCCGACGUGAAAACCAACUCUGGAAGAUUAAAACCCCGACCGUCUCAGGCCAACGACCUCUUCAGCGAGUGGACGUUACGGCCCGUCGGCCCAGAUGGACGAGUGAAGCUGUGGGUUUAUGCUGUAACCAUCGUCGGAUUCAUUGUAAUACUUUUCAUCAUCACGCUGUCAUUCCUGAUCUGCAAGCCAUCCAAAACCUCUAAGGCAUCUCCUCCACCGCAGAAGCCCUUGACUCUUGCCUAUGACGGCGACGCGGACAUGUAACCAGGCUGCUAUACCUCACGAGGACGUGAUUUGGCCUUGGGCUGGAUUCUGGCCGCGUUCACAUUGUUGCCAAGCACAUGCCCUGGCCUGCUUGAGCCGGGGUAUGUUUGAGAUGGUAGAACGAUUGGCUUUGCUGCUGAAGACGCAGAAUACUGGCCGAUUCAAGAAAAAAAGAAGAAAAAAAAAACAGAGCCAAAGCCAAUUGAGCUGAGACUGAGACAUGGACCUCAAGAUCUUUUUUUCUAUAACUGCCUGCAACAUGAACACACGGUCCAAGCACCGUUUGGAAAUGAUGAAGCAAGAAGACUUUUAGGCACUAAAGACAAAAUUAAUCCACAAGUGAAUCUAUUGUGGACGUUUUUUUUUGUGUGUGUGCGUGUGUCAAGAAGUAUAGGGACCACAUUUCUCUGUUUAUUUUUGCUUUUGAGCUACUCUAGUCUGUAGUUACACAUUAUGUUAAAAUGCAUUUUCAUUUUUUUUUUCUCAAUAGUUCCUGAACUUUGUGAGAGAUAAUGUCACAAGCUCUUUGGCUAAACUUUUUUUUCCCCUUGUUUCCAAACAAAUAAGAUGGUUUAUGCACUAUGUUAGUGCUGGUUUGUUUCUUUCUGAUGAAUUUUCUAGUGUUUUAACCGUACUGCAAGUAUAAUAUUUUUGUUUACUUAUUUAUUAAUUUAUUUUUUUGCUGUCUGAUUGUGUAUUGUUGAUGAUGCAAUUUGUUGUGUACAUGUGGAAACCAAAAUCAAGCCUGCCUCGAGUUUAGGGACACAUUUAAUGCGGCUGUUUCUCCGUCCUCUUGGGACUCCCAGCCACAAAACAAAAUUCAGCAACAACUUAAAAAAAA